AUGAGUCAAGGUGCAAAUAUGGACAACAAUUCUGCGUACGCAACACAAGCGGACUAUAAUACGAAGAAAGUGGACGGAAUAACCGUUAAUGUCAAUCCUAGCUCGCAGAAUGGAGCCCAUAUCGAGUCCGAUGCACCGGAAAUACGGAAGUAUAAAAAAAAGUUCAGCGGUGAAAUACUGUGUGCUGCGUUAUGGGGUGUGAACCUCCUGAUAGGAACUGACAGCGGUCUAAUGUUGCUGGAUCGUAGUGGUCAAGGCAAAGGAAAAAAAUUGGACAUGCUGCUCUACUUCAUGAAAAUGCCCAACCUUACGUUGGAAAACUUACUCGCUAGAAAAUUGCCGAGUUUGGUUAAGAAGUUCUACCGCACUUUGCUUAUUCUACUGACUUGGACCAUCCGAAUACCACUACUUAUUGUUUCGGGCACUGAAGAUGCAUCUGCGAGAGAAAAUAUUCGAUGGUCAGAGACAGCUGGAAGCGGCCAUCGAAGAUCUGAUGAUGCAAGCCAAGAAGAUCAAGAACGACGUCAUCGGACUGACCGAGACGAGACGACGUCACCCUCCGUAUAUGAAACUGGAGAAGAACUGUUCUUAGGAACACGCGACAGUAGAGGUGUUGGUGGAGUUGGCGUCCUCGUCAACACGAGUAUGGCAAAGAACAUCGACUCUUUUGAACAACUUACGACCCGAAUCGUACGUCUGCGGAUGAGAAGAUGUGGCCCAACAUCAGCUUUGACUAUCUUCGUCGCUUACGCUCCAACAUCAAGCUACGAAGAAGAAGAAGUCGAAGCUUUCUAUAUGGACCUGGAGAAGUUCUACCGAGAAGAUCAUGCCUUCGACAAGGUCAUAAUUGGCGAUUUCAACGCCAAGGUUGGCCAAAAAAAAACGCCGGAAGAACUUCACAUCGGGACCCACGGCCUACAAUGGAAUGACCAGGGGGAGAGGCUCUCCGAGUUCAUCAUGAUGACUAAGACCAUCCAUCGGAACUCACAAUUCCAGAAGCUCUCCUCUCUACGCUGGACGUGGAAGUCACCCGGUGGAGGGUACCGUAAUAAAAUAGACCACAUCAUCGUCAAUGACAGGUGUAUAAAAGCUCCACAUGACAUCGGCAACUAUCGUCCAAUCUGCUUACUGUCCGUCAUCUACAAGCUCUUUACAAGAGUGAUCCUUAAUAGGAUUGAAAGUCUUGGAUGA
Molecule: messenger RNA, 1191 nt
Organism: Necator americanus (New World hookworm)
Lineage: Eukaryota; Metazoa; Nematoda; Chromadorea; Rhabditida; Ancylostomatidae
Exons: 4
Coding region: 1-1191 (396 amino acids)
Source: RefSeq, a predicted model, not a curated record